UUCACAUGCUAUCAACACAUUGCAUGUUGCUUUGCUGCUGCUAGCAUUUCCACAACAUGGGAAAGCACAGUGACAGCGUGCUGGUUUAUUCAUGAAGUCUAGCAUGCUGGAAUGAAGACAGAAUAACAGUUUGCACAGUUUCUAUUUUGUUUUUGUAGGAGAAGCUGACAAAAUGGUGAAGGAGCAGUUCAGAGAGACAGAUGUGGCCAAAAAAAUAAGCCACAUCUGCUUUGGGAUGAAGUCAGCUGAGCAGAUGCGUCAGCAGGCCCACAUCCAGGUGGUCAGUAAGAAUCUGUACAGCCAAGACACCAAACACACUCCACUGCCCUAUGGAGUGUUGGACCACCGUAUGGGCACCAGUGAGAAGGACAGACCCUGUUUGACGUGUGGGAAGAAUCUCGCAGACUGUCUGGGACAUUACGGCUACUUGGAUCUGGAGCUGCCAUGUUUUCAUGUUGGCUAUUUCAAAGCCAUUAUUGGAAUCUUACAGAUGAUUUGUAAGACGUGCUCGAGCAUCAUGCUGUCCAAGGAAGAGAAACUACAGUUCAUGGAUUUCUUGAAACGACCCAACCUGGCCUACCUCCAGAAGCGUGGGUUGAAGAAGAAGAUCUCUGAUAAAUGCCGCAAAAGGACAAUUUGUCUGAGUUGUUCCGCCUUCAAUGGUCCAGUGAAAAAGUGCGGCCUGCUGAAGAUCAUCCACGAGAAGUAUAAGACCACCAAGAAGGUGGUGGAUGUUUUCGUGUCCGAGUUCAUGCAGUCCUUUGAUAUCGCCAUCGAACACAACAAAGUGAUGGAGCCUCUGCUGACCAGAGCUCAGGAGAAUCUGAACCCUCUGGUGGUGCUCAACUUGUUCAAGAGGAUUCCCCAAGAAGACGUCCCGCUGCUGCUGAUGAACCCCGAGGCUGGGAAACCCGCUGACCUCAUCCUCACCCGCCUCCUAGUGCCCCCUCUCUGCAUACGCCCGUCUGUGGUCAGCGACCUGAAGUCGGGCACAAAUGAGGAUGACUUGACUAUGAAGCUCACUGAGAUCAUCUUCCUCAAUGAUGUCAUCAAAAAGCAUCGUAUGACAGGGGCAAAGACUCAGAUGAUCAUGGAGGACUGGGACUUCCUCCAGCUGCAGUGCGCUCUCUACAUCAACAGCGAGCUCUCUGGCAUUCCUCUCAACAUGGCACCCAAGAAAUGGACCAGAGGCUUUGUGCAGAGACUCAAGGGGAAGCAAGGUCGAUUCAGAGGGAACCUCUCGGGGAAGAGAGUGGACUUUUCUGGAAGAACCGUCAUUUCCCCGGAUCCUAAUCUGAGGAUCGAUGAGGUGGCCGUCCCCGUGCAUGUGGCCAAAAUUCUGACCUACCCUGAGAAGGUGAACAAAGCCAACCUGGAGCUGAUGAGGAAACUCGUCCGAAACGGUCCUGAAGUUCACCCCGGAGCAAACUUUAUCCAGAAUCGACACACGCAGAUGAAAAGGUUUUUAAAAUAUGGAAACCGUGAGAAGAUGGCUCAGGAGCUGAGGUUCGGUGACGUGGUGGAAAGGCACCUGAUCGACGGAGACAUUGUUCUCUUCAAUCGACAGCCUUCUCUGCACAAACUCAGCAUCAUGGCCCACAUCGCCAGAGUCAAACCACACAGAACAUUCCGCUUCAACGAGUGUGUGUGCACCCCGUACAAUGCCGACUUUGACGGGGACGAAAUGAACCUCCAUCUACCUCAGACUGAAGAGGCUAAAGCCGAAGCCCUCGUCCUGAUGGGGACAAAGGCUAAUCUUGUCACUCCGAGAAAUGGCGAACCUCUGAUUGCUGCUAUUCAGGACUUUCUGACAGGCGCCUACCUCUUGACCUUGAAGACACCUUCUUCGACCGAUCAAAAAGCCUGUCAGAUUGUGGCGUCCAUCCUGGUGGGCAAAGAUGAAAAAGUCAAAAUCUCUCUGCCAGGUCCGGCUAUCGUGAAGCCCAUAGCUCUGUGGACGGGCAAACAGAUCUUCAGCAUGAUCCUGAAGCCGAAAGACUGUCCUGUCAAAGCUAACCUGCGAACCAAAGGAAAACAGUACUGUGGGAAGGGAGAGGACCUUUGCCACAAUGACUCAUUUGUGGUGAUUCACAACAGCGAGCUGAUGUGUGGCAGUCUGGACAAAGGCACCUUGGGAUCAGGCUCCAAGAACAACAUCUUCUACAUCUUGCUGAGGGACUGGGGACAGCUGGAGGCCGCCAACGCCAUGUCUCGUCUGGCAAGACUUGCUCCAGUCUUCCUCUGUAGCCACCGGGGCUUUUCUAUUGGAAUUGGUGAUGUGACACCUGGCCAGGGCCUGCUGCAGGAACAUGACCUGCUGGACGACGGUUACAAGAAGUGUGACGAAUACAUCGAAGCCUUAAAGACAGGCAAGCUGCAGCAGCAACGCUGCACGGCAGAGGAAACUCUGGAGGCUCUCAUCCUUAGAGAGCUAUCCGUCAUCAGAGACAGAGCAGGUAGCGCCUGCCUACGUGAACUGGACAAGAGCAACAGCCCUCUGAUCAUGGCUCUCUGCGGCUCUAAAGGAUCCUUUAUUAAUAUCUCUCAGAUGAUUGCAUGUGUGGGCCAGCAGGCCAUAAGUGGCUCUCGAGUGCCUGAUGGUUUUGAGAAUCGCUCCCUGCCUCACUUUGAAAAACACUCGAAGCUGCCCGCUGCUAAAGGCUUUGUGGCCGACAGCUUCUAUGAUGGCCUGACACCAACAGAGUUCUUCUUUCACACCAUGGCUGGUCGGGAGGGUCUGGUGGACACUGCUGUGAAAACUGCCGAGACCGGAUACAUGCAGAGACGUCUGGUGAAGUCCCUGGAGGAUCUGUGCUCACAGUACGACCUGACAGUACGCAGCUCCACAGGAGACAUCAUCCAGUUUAUUUAUGGCGGUGACGGUCUGGACCCUGCUGCCAUGGAAGGGAAGGAUGAGCCGCUGGAGUUUAAGAGAGUCUUAGACAACAUCCGGGCCGUCUACACAUGUCCCGACGAGCCGGCGCUCAGUCAGAACGAGUUAGUCCUCACUGCAGACUCCAUCAUGAAGCGAGCAGACUUUAUGUGCUGCAGAGACAGCUUCCUGGAGGAGAUAAAGAAAUUCAUCAAGAGCAUCUCAGAAAGGAUCAAGAAGACCAGAGACAAGUAUGGCAUCAACGAUAAUGGCACAAGCGAGCCAAAAGUUCUCUAUCAGUUGGACCGCAUCACUCCCACCCAGCUGGAGAAGUUCCUUGAAACCUGCAGAGACAAGUACAUGAGGGCUCAGAUGGAACCCGGCUCAGCAGUUGGAGCCCUUUGUGCCCAGAGCAUUGGAGAGCCCGGUACUCAGAUGACCCUUAAAACCUUCCACUUUGCCGGUGUAGCCUCCAUGAAUAUCACUCUGGGUGUUCCUCGUAUCAAAGAGAUCAUCAAUGCUUCCAAGAAUAUCAGCACCCCUAUAAUCACUGCUCAUUUGGACGUGGAGGACGACGCUGACUUUGCGAGGCUGGUGAAAGGUCGGAUUGAGAAAACUCUACUAGGAGAGAUUUCCGAGUACAUUGAAGAAGUCUUUCUGCCGGAUGACUGUUUCAUCUUGGUGAAGUUGUCACUUGAAAGAAUUCGACUUCUGCGACUGGAGGUAAACGCAGAGACAGUGCGUUACUCCAUCUGCAUGUCUAAACUCCGAGUGAAACCAGGAGACAUCGCUGUGCAUGGUGAGGCGGUAGUGUGUGUGUCCCCGCGGGAGAACAACAAAAGUUCCAUGUACUACGUGCUGCAGUCACUGAAAGAGGAACUUCCUAAGGUGGUGGUUCAAGGAAUACCAGAGGUUUCCCGAGCCGUCAUUCACAUCGACGAGCAGAGCGGCAAGAACAAGUACAAGCUCCUGGUGGAAGGGGACAACAUGCGAGCUGUCAUGGCAACACAUGGAGUGAAUGGAAGCAGGACUACUUCAAACAAUACAUAUGAGGUUGAGAAGACUCUGGGUAUCGAGGCUGCAAGAUCCACCAUCAUCAACGAGAUCCAGUACACCAUGGUGAACCACGGGAUGAGCAUAGACCGGCGUCAUGUCAUGCUGCUGGCAGAUCUCAUGUCCUACAAGGGGGAGAUUCUCGGGAUCACAAGGUUCGGUUUGGCCAAAAUGAAAGAGAGCGUCCUCAUGCUGGCGUCUUUUGAGAAAACAGCUGACCAUCUCUUUGAUGCUGCGUACUUUGGCCAAAAAGACUCCGUCUGUGGUGUGUCUGAGUGCAUCAUAAUGGGGAUACCUAUGAAUAUUGGGACAGGACUGUUUAAACUUCUACACAAGGCGGACAAGGAUCCGUCUCCAGCUAAAAGGCCACUCCUCUUCGACAGCCCAGAAUUUCAUGUACCUUUGAUCAGGUAGCAUUGAGGAAAAAGAGCAAGCUCAAGGUAGAUUUUUUUUCCCACAGCUUUCUGUCCACAGACAUCUGAAUCUGUAGAAAAUACUGAAGUGCCUGCCAAAGUGUGCCACGACUUCCUUUUGGGGAUCUCACGGAAAAAAAGAAAAGUCAUCUUUUCUGCCAUGACGUUGCUGAUUUCAAAAGCUGCAUUUUGAUUCAAAAUAGCAGCUAUGGCAUGAAGGACAUAGUACAGGAGCUCAUUAUUUCAGUUUGGAUCCAGUUAACUUCAAGGACAGAUGAAAUGCAUAAUUUUUUUCUUCUUGUUUGAAUGAUGGCUCGUCUCCUGUUAUUUACUCCCAACAAAGUCUCUUGUCCCCCCAUAAUGACGCUGAACACUGAGUUUUGGAAGUGUUUAGUAUCCUCAAUGUAACUGCAGCCAUGGGAAGAUUAUAUCUUUAAUCAUGGAGCAUUUUGGUUUGCAACUUUGUAUUCCAGUGGAGUACAAACUGGGUUUUUUUUUGUAAGCAUUGCAGCAUAAAAUAGACAUUCUAGGCUUUUCAUCGCACUGUAAAACUCAUACAAGGAAUGAGGUUAGUUAUUCUUUCCCUAUCAUCCUUUAUGAAGUUGGUCACAUAAUUUAAUAUUGUAAAUAAUGUAAUAAAAAUAAAUGACCUGGAAAAUCUU
Molecule: messenger RNA, 5000 nt
Organism: Notolabrus celidotus (New Zealand spotty)
Lineage: Eukaryota; Metazoa; Chordata; Actinopteri; Labriformes; Labridae
Gene: polr3a
Product: polymerase (RNA) III (DNA directed) polypeptide A
Biological process (GO): DNA-templated transcription
Molecular function (GO): DNA binding; DNA-directed RNA polymerase activity
Source: RefSeq, a predicted model, not a curated record